Molecule: messenger RNA, 1227 nt
Organism: Rhodotorula toruloides NP11
Lineage: Eukaryota; Fungi; Basidiomycota; Microbotryomycetes; Sporidiobolales; Sporidiobolaceae
Exons: 3
Coding region: 1-1227 (408 amino acids)
Source: RefSeq, a predicted model, not a curated record
AUGGCUGAAGCUACCCUUCCUCCCCGUCGCAUCGUGUCCUUCCCCGGCGCGCAAGGCACGGCGGCAGUCGAGUCUACCGACCACCUCUCCCUCGUUUUUGACGUUGAGCUGGACUUGAGCGACCCGCAACUGCGCGCGACUUUCCCGCUACCGAAGGACGAGGUGCCGCUGCGCGGGGACUGGGCGUGCAAGGUUUUCUGGCGAGGCGACGAGCUCGUUUGCGCGAUACGACACGGUGACCUCCCUCAUGGCGCACUCGGUUGGCGGACCUUCUGGCGAGGCGGGCUCUGGUGGCGCGACACCGGCUCGGGUGGCGCAAUAUGCAGAUAUGGCUACGACCGGAGCAGGGAUCCUCGCCCCAACAAGGACGACGCGGGCGUCCUCUUCACUGGGUUAGACUUGACGGUCCCGAGGGAGGCAUUCAAAAGCGCAUCGACACAUUCCAAUGGUGUCUACACUUCUGAAACCCAUCGCCAGUACCGCAUCGUCUUCGAGUUGCGGCAGGACAAGCGCUGUCCGACCCUCAAUCCAGCAGGCGUACUCAACCGACUUCCUGAUCUCGAGCUGGGCCCAUAUGCACGCGAUGCACGAAGCGACUUCCUCGUUCGAUUGUCGCCCUACUUCAAGACGCUGCUGGCAUCUGGUUUCGCUGAAUCUGUCUCGGUGCCCUCGAAGCGGGCACGAAGAACGUGGGACAAGCCUCUCUCUACGGCAGACGAGCUUGGCGACGAAGACGUCCAGGAUUCGGACGAUGAUACCGAUGAGCUCUAUAUCGAGAAGCACCCGCCUCAGCCUCAGACUGCGGACGAUGAGGCCAAGGGCGCGUAUAAGGAGAUCAAGAUCACCAAGACGGCCUUCUCGACGUAUCGAGCCGUCCUCGCCUAUCUUCGCACCGGGCACAUCGCCUUCGCACCGCUGUCAUCGAGCGACCCUAUCGACAAGGAUACGUCGAAAUCGUUUCGCAGAGAAUGCAUCGAGGACGCUGUCGAUGACGACCCGACACUCCCCUACCCUGUCUCUCCUAAGUCGACAUACCGCCUUGCCCAUCUUCUCGAACUUCCGCGUCUUCAAAGCCAGUGCCUCGCCGAGCUUGAGGAGCGGUUGACUGUAUACAGCGCGCCACACGAGCUCUUCGACGGCGCCUCCGUCUGCUACGAUGCGUGGCGACGGACCAUUAUCACGUUCGUUGCGGAGCAUUGGCGGGAUGUGAAGGGGUCGUCAAACUGA